AUGGUCCGAGUUACAGCUUACGUCCACACACCAGUGUACAACUACAGUCACAAGUAUCGGAAUCUAGACAAAAUAAGCAACGACGUUAAAAAAUUCUUGGAAGAAUAUGACCAGAUAAUUUUACACAAGGACAUCUACCGUGGAGUUUUCCACAGUUAUUUACGAGAUAUUCGUGCCCAAAUAAAGCAGCUGCUGCUGAAAUUCGAUGCCCUGCCGUACGAUGAUGAGCGGGCAAAAACUGAUAAAGAAUUAUUCUGCUGUGGAUUGCAGUUCCAUGAAGCUAGCGAUUUAAGGAUGCAUUAUAAAGCUGCCCAUAAUGGCCGAUUUGAACGAUACACUAAUAUACUUGAGCUAAAAGCUGCACUUGGCAAAUUGGAUCACAUGCGUCAUCGGCUGAAGGAAUACAUAACCUUUGGUCAGGAAUACACUCUUAGUUUGAUCAUUAACUUAAAAAGAGUAUUGAAAAAAAUAUCUAAUUCUCUCAAAUUUUAA
This is a messenger RNA of Sabethes cyaneus, 492 nucleotides long. RefSeq lists its product as uncharacterized. The record is from RefSeq and is a predicted model, not a curated record. The transcript is spliced from 4 exons. The coding region runs from base 1 to 492 and encodes 163 amino acids. NCBI's taxonomy places the organism in Eukaryota, Metazoa, Arthropoda, Insecta, Diptera, Culicidae.